AUGAGCCGGAGUCCCUGCAGCUGCUGCCCGUCUUCACCCCGCUGCAGCCCCCUGACAGCAGCCCUGCGCCCGCGCCCCUCGGACGGUUAUAAAGAAGAAAAGACCAUGCUUUCUUUCGAAGUGAAGUGUGAUUUUGAUUGUGACCAUGUUCAUUCUGGACUACAGCUGGUCAAGCCAGAUGGUGAUAGCGGAGUGGGCUCCUGGACUCCUGUGUAUUUGAAAGGUUCUUGUAAAGGCUGCAGUAAGGCCUGUGAGAGGUUGUCAAACAUUGAAUCCCCUAUUGUGAGCCCCACGCCUGCAGAGCUAGAAACGGAAAGCAAGCCUUUGUACAACAAGGAAAACCAACAUGUACAACAAACGUUUGACAGUCCAAAUGACAGAGAACUGGAGACCAGUCGAUUUUAUGAAGACAGUGGGUAUUCCUCAUUUUCUCAACCCGGUGGUCUCAGUGAACAUGAGGAGGAGAGCAUUAGUGAGAGUUCACAGACGUCCUACCUGCUGCAAACACAGAGCCCAGACCAGUAUCCCAACAAAAGCUUGCUGCCAGUUCUUCAUUUUCAAAAAGUUGUUUGUUCGACGUUAAAAAAGAAUGCCAAGCGAAAUCCUAAAGUGGAUCUGGAGCUACUAAAGAAAAUUAUAUCCUGUGGAAAUUUUAAACUACAGAAUAUAAUUGGCCGGAAAAUGGGACUAGAAUGUGUGGAUAUUCUCAGCGAACUGUUUCAAAGAGGAUUCAAACUUCUCCUGGCUGGUAUUUUAGCACAGCUCAGUGAUAUGGACUUAAUCAAUGUGGCUAAAGUGAGUACAACCUGGAAGAAGAUUCUCGAAGAUGAUAAGGAGGCAUUCCAAUUGUACACUAAAGCAAUGCAAAGAGUUUCGGAAAAUGUUAUUAAAUUUUCACCACAUGCUUCAACCAGGGAAUAUACUAUGUUUAGAACAGCAUUAGCAUCUGUUCAAAAAUCAGCAGUCCAGACUCACUCCAAAAAAGACCCUCAAACCAAGUUAUCCAAUCAAGGUAAUCAGGAAGGCUCUGCUUACAGUCGUCACAAUGAGUUCUCUGAGGUUGCCAGGACUUUAAAAAAUAAUGAAAGCCUCAAAGCCUGCGUUCGCUGCAAUUCACCUGCAAAAUACGAUGGCUAUUUACAACGGGCCACCUGCAAACGAGAAAGCUGUGGGUUUGAUUAUUGUACAAGAUGUCUCUGUGAUUACCAUACCACGAAAAACUGUUCAAACAGCAAGCCUCUAAAAGCCAAAAUGGGACCUCUGCCUGGUACUAAAAAAAGCAAAAAGAAUUUGCGAAGAUUGUGA
Chrysochloris asiatica (Cape golden mole) is the source of this 1305-nucleotide messenger RNA. It is a transcript of the gene FBXO5, whose product is annotated as F-box protein 5. The record is from RefSeq and is a predicted model, not a curated record. The coding region runs from base 1 to 1305 and encodes 434 amino acids. NCBI's taxonomy places the organism in Eukaryota, Metazoa, Chordata, Mammalia, Afrosoricida, Chrysochloridae. The transcript has 5 exons. Gene Ontology annotation, biological process: regulation of mitotic nuclear division; negative regulation of meiotic nuclear division. Gene Ontology annotation, cellular component: nucleus. Gene Ontology annotation, molecular function: protein binding.